Molecule: messenger RNA, 1605 nt
Organism: Rhipicephalus sanguineus (brown dog tick)
Lineage: Eukaryota; Metazoa; Arthropoda; Arachnida; Ixodida; Ixodidae
Exons: 7
Coding region: 167-670 (167 amino acids)
Source: RefSeq, a predicted model, not a curated record
CACAUAGCCGCCCCACUAAAACAGACUAUAAUAAACUUGGUCUGCUUCUUCGUUUGAUCGGGGUUUUUCGCUGAGGUGCCUCCUUGAGAAGUAUAUGCAUGCGGGAGUCACCGGGUACAUCUGGUAGGCUCAAGCACAGCAAAGUCCUGAAGCUCUGUGGCCCACCAUGUCGGGGACUGGCAGUUCAGGCUCCCUGCGUCACGGCUCCACGAGCCAGACUGCGGAAGCUCGCUAUGUCGACCGAAGAGAAGAUCACGGCCACAACCAGGGAACGUGGCCAGCUGGUGUGCCAGAAUUGAGAACACCUACAGGUGCCUCGAGCGGCGCUCAUGGCGUUCAGCACUGUCCCAGCUGUCCGUUACGGCGGUGCGGCAUAUGCAGCACCUCCCAGACGCAUUGCGAGAGCAGCUGCAGCCAGCGCUGGCACCGCCGCGUCACGGCCGCACUGUGCGUGGUCGGCGUGACGCUCUCCUUCGUCAUUCUCGCCCUGGGCUUGCUCUUCGGUGGUGGCCUGCGCCGAGGGUCGCGCUCUGCAUGGGCCAACCUGAACGGCGAAGCUGCAGUUAGCAACGCAAGCACCCCUGCACCAAGCUUGAAGCCGGAAGUUGCGUUGCCGCAAGGACCCCUCAAAUUGGACGCUGUCUACAUCAUGCGUCUGUGGCCCACGUGAGGACCGCUGUAAAGGACCGCUGAAGUGUUCCAAUACAAGAAGACGAGAAAUACAUGGCAUGAAGUUCACAUCUUGCGAUUUUUGUUAUGCGUUUAUAGAGGUUUGGUGAUUUCAAGAAUAAAAACGAUUGGGUUCUUGUUACCGGCACUCGCAUGAGUGAGCUUAACGAUCUAUAGAGGAGAGGGGGGUACCCGCAAGCUUACAUAACUUAUUGACAGUGCUAUUCUUUAUCGUGGGAAAAGUAAUGUGUGCUGAAGCGGACGCAAGUUUAGUCUAGCGUCCGUGUCGGCACGCCUUACCUUCACUUUCAAUAUCUACUCAUAAACUGAGCUUUAUCUUUGGUCUAAGACUGUUCACGCUUAGAUAACAUUGUUAUGGUGAGUAUUUAUAUGGCCACGUCCGGUUAUCUCUCGUCAAGCGAAAAUGCGCCGAGUGCGCAAAUAUUUAGGCCGUAUGGGCAGCCUGAGACUCAGCGUCUCAUCAACCUCGUCGUGGCCAACAUGACACAUUUAAAUUGUAAUAGCCGGGAGACUUUGUUUAGCUCUCAAAGUACGGUCCUUGUCUUUACCAUGGUUUAAAUGGCCAUUUACAACUGUGUGCGGGAAACAUGCAAGUCGUCACUUCACGGGGUAAUACACGGCCGUCGGCGAUAUAUUGUAGGUGUGUGGCAUCACCUGACGCAUGUCUCGGAAGGGCCUCGAGUCAUGUACAGUGACAGAAGAUUGGACUGGCCAACACGACGAGACGGGAGGCUUAGUAGGACGAGAGAGCCGGUAACGAAAUCGGGGUAGCUGCGGUGGCCAUCAUGAAGGGACCUUAGUGCAGUCGGGGAAGAUGAGAGCUGAACGUGGGUUAUACAGGGUGUCCCAAAUAUCACGCAGCGCGAUUUUAAAAAAAAGGAGCGUCGUUACGCGAAACACACCUCGCAGUCGGUU